Molecule: messenger RNA, 4275 nt
Organism: Anopheles gambiae (African malaria mosquito)
Lineage: Eukaryota; Metazoa; Arthropoda; Insecta; Diptera; Culicidae
Product: sialin
Exons: 7
Coding region: 1414-2877 (487 amino acids)
Biological process (GO): monoatomic anion transport; transmembrane transport
Cellular component (GO): plasma membrane
Molecular function (GO): transmembrane transporter activity
Source: RefSeq, a predicted model, not a curated record
UUCAUUACAAACCAAACACACGUAUUUACAAUGUUUUUGCCUUGUCCGUUACAAAUUUUUCGUAAUAGUUUACAGUGUAUGACAAAUUUGCUUGAUAAGUUGACUAUUAUAUUAAACUGGCCUUCGUAUUGUUGAACGUUUACUGUCUCGUUGUCCUUAACAUGAAUCUUUGGUUGAUCACGGAUGGUUUGGUACUCUGUGGUAAUCUCGUUAGUGUCUAUCUUUUAUGACCAUAAUGCUGUUUGUUUAUUCAGCUUUAUGGAAAUGUCUAGUAACGCAAGCCACAUAGUGCACAGUGUAAUCUUUGUAUACUUGCACGUAUUAAUGUAGGUGACGAAAUAUGUGUUAUCGUCGUUAAAUACCCUAAUUAAAAGUAAAAUGGUUGUACAUGAUACAAUAAGUUUGUGGUAAUCGCUUGGCGUGAAAUGUUGAAAAUUAGUUAUAACAUUAUACCAGUGUUCUUAAUGAACGAUACAUUCACCACUUCAUACUUUUGAGUGUCUACGGAACCAUUCAUCUGGUGCGUGAAACCAUGAAGCCCAUUGCUCCAAAGUAAUUGCUACACACAUGCUCGAAUUACCACUCGUUAUCAUACGAUUGUCGCAUCGGGACCGUACGCAUCUAAAUAAUCUGCUCUGCAAUGCCACACACAAUAACAAGGCUGUAAUAAGGUUUUACCUAACCUGCAAGGUUAACAUUGCAAAGAUGCGUUGUGCCUACGGGUAACAGCAAAAACCUUCGUUUCUAAUGACAUUUUUACGCUUCUUUGCUAGCUUCCUGUAUUACCUGUUCGCUUAUCUACCCUGGCUACGAUGGCAUCGCUAUAUACCAUUGCAUUCAGCCUCGUAAAUGUAGUAACAAAGCUUGUGCCCUACAGUAACGUCAAAUUUUUGUUACCUUUGCCAGAAAUCCAAGCCAACGGUUGGACCUGUUAGUAGAAACUUCCACUACCUACGCCUUGUCACAGUAGAGUGCACCAGCCAAGUACUUUGCGACAAUCUGCCAACAUCUACUAGUUCAUGCUAUGAUCGAGGCAACUGACCUCAACUGUGCGAAUUGCCGGUAAAGCGUGAGGAGCCAUGGGCAGCUGGUUCGGAACCGAACGCGCGUUCGUUUAAUAUCAAUUCUAAACGCGUUUGAAUUGAAUGGUUCGCAAAAUAAAAUAAUAUAACGCACGUGAUGGUGAAUCUUCCGUCAGUUCAUGGUUGAGAGAGGUAUAUAAACAGCGUUCAAGUGUGACACGUUCCGUGCGUGACUGAUCAAUCGUAGUUCGUUAAAAGUGUGAAAAAAUUGUGUCAAACAAGUGAACGCAUACAUACAAAAAAAGGUGUAAAUACUCUUUUUAGUAAAAAAUUUAGCGUUAAUCUUAUUUUUUCAAACUUCAAUCAUCUGUAAAGCAACAACACCUUAAGCAUGUACGGGCCGCUAAUCCAUUUCAUUAAAGCGAUAGAUCGCAUACCGACCCGGUUCAACGUGUCUAUUAUGUUGUUUAUGGCAUGUCUCAUCAGCUAUAUGUUACGAGUAAACAUGUCUGUCAAUAUAUUGGCAAUGGUGCAGCCAAUUCAAAGCAAUAUCAAACAAUCUGCACCCUUGGACCAUAACAACAUAUCUGAUGGAACAACUAAUCAAACAAUGAUCGAAAAUUCAAAAGUCCCAGAUUAUGGUCCACGAUAUAAUUGGAGCUCUCACGAUCAAAGCAUCAUCUUGGGCGCCUAUUUCUACGGUUAUCUGAUAUCGUCGUUGCCGGCCGGUAUUUUUGCGGAACGCUUUGGCGGACGUAAUAUGGUUGGACUGUCGUUGGCAUUUAGCGCACUCCUAACCGCAUUAACUCCCCUAGCCGCUGACAAUGGCAUGUGGGCCACUAUUGCCAAUCGCGUGGCGCUAGGAAUUUUGGGUGGCUUUUUGUAUCCGGCAUUACACAACCUCAUCUCUAAAUGGGCACCCCCAGACGAGAAGGGAAAGUUCGUAUCGGCUCUCAUGGGUGGAACAUUUGGCACGGUUAUCACGUGGCCCCUGGUCGGCGUUCUAAUUGAGACGCUCGGAUGGUCCUUUGCCUUCUACAUUCCAGCAGUAAUCUCUGCCAUCGUAGCAGUCCUGUGGUACAUUAUUGUAGCCGACAGUCCAUCAACCCAUCCUCGCAUAAAAGCGGAAGAGAAAGACUAUAUAGAAAAGUCACUCGGCGACACAAUCUCGAAAUCGAAGCUCUUACCACCAAUUGCAUCACUUGCUACAUCGCCACCAUUUUUGGCCUUGCUAGUGUUGCAUUUUGGCAACCUGUGGGGCUUGUACUUCUUGAUAACUGCAGCACCUAAAUUUAUGAGUGAGGUACUUGGAUUUAAGCUUGCCAAAGCAGGAUUCCUAGCGGCACUACCAUAUCUAGCAAGAUCAUUGGCCGCAUUUUUAUUCGGAACAGUGGGUGAUUUGCUUCGUAAAAAAUCGAUUAUGAGCGUCACUGCAAUACGCAAGUCCUUCUGCUUAUUCUCUCACAUAAUACCCGGCCUGUUUCUCGUUGGGCUAAUCUACAUUGGCUUCGAUCCAUACGUUUGUGUCGCCAUCAUUACACUCUCGCUCGGGUUUAACGGUGCAUCUACGAUGACCAAUCUCCAAAACUCCCAGGACCUGGCGCCCAACUUUGCCGGAACGCUGUACGGUAUCAUUAACUUUGUCGGAACGUCUAGCGGCUUCAUCUCGCCCAUCCUCGUAGCUCACUUUACCGUUCAGCAGAGUACUAUGGAAGAAUGGCAAUAUGUUUUCAUGAUUGGUGCGGCAGCUUACAUCGUUCCUGCGCUCAUAUUUAUCGUCUUUGGUUCAGGACAGGUACAGAAGUGGAACGAACCGAAACAAACGCAAGCGAAUGGAGAGUUCCAACACACCUAAGUUUACGACAAAACCUCCCGAAGCUACAUUCCCACACAACUCUUUCACUUGCCACACUCUUCCCUUUCCUUCUUCUAUCGAAUCUCAGGACAAUUUACUGUCGAUAAAUCGAACCCUACCGUCAUACGGUAACACUCCCAACCAUACUAACAAACGAAAAAAGUAUUAUUAGCUACGAAAGGCAAGCGGUGCUCAUGAAUUAAAUUUAGCUAUAUGACUUAUAUUAGAUUCAUUUAUAUAUGCAUUCAAACCAGUCCCCCGAGUCUUGGUUAUUUGUAUAUUUGUAUCAAACGUAUGUCAGUUAUCUUAUGCGUCGAGACAUAAUAACAUAACAAUACAAAAAAUAGUUCAAAAACUUCGCAUUUUUGCCGUCGUUUGAGAAUCCCGUGAUACUUUUGGUGAAUCCCAUCUUCUUUGUUCCAACCGAACUAAACUGGUUUAACAUGGAAUAAUAGAAUUAGGUCAAUCUAAUAUAUGGAGAAAUUCACUUUCGUACAAAACAAAAUUUAGAAUUUACAAGUAUCUCAUGAUAACAAUAUUUUUUUAUGCAAAUAAAUUGUCCAAUAAAGUAUUUUACAAAAAAAUACUGGGAUAAUUAUUUAUUUAUUUUAUGAAAAUAAUUUACGAUCGUCUGCUGAUUGCGUAACUUGUGUUUAAACAAAGUACAAUAAAAAAUAUUCAAAGUGGCUCAUUUGAGAAAAAAAAAUCUUUAAAAAUGCAAAAUUGCUCUAAAUUAAUAAAAACGAUUUGGAAAUAACAACAGUAGAACAUCCCAUAGAAAAUGUGUAGGCAAAAUAAAAAUGAAAUACCUGUAAGAAUGGUUCCGAGAAAUAAAAAGGGCAUCAUAAAUUAGGCCACCAAAUAUAUAAUUGAGAAAAUUUUUAAAAGAUAACUAACUUUUACAAAAAGUACCAAAACUCCUUAAAAUAAGUCUAAAUAUGUCCAAAUACGCUGACUCCUCCAACAAUAUCGGCAAUUUGUUCAAAGUAUCUGUCUACUCAGCGUAGAAACCUACAUAGUCAAAAGAGUUUCUACACUUAUUUGUGGCACCAUGCAGACGGGUUUUCACUGCUAUUCUUAUUCUUGCUUCGGUGGAACGGUGUGAAUGGCAGUCGAACCCUAGCUGACCAUAUACAGCACAGCGUGAACAUUCAAUUAAGCCUCGACUUUUUUAAAAUAUAACCACUGCAAAUAUUAUGCUAAGUUAAGCCAAAUUGUAGUUAUUGGAAAUACACAGAACAGUCAGAACAAAUUUUAGCAAAGUUUUUAAAAUUUAGGAAUGGAACCGAAGCAGUUAAAUUUGAAAAAGGAACGGAACGGAGCCGAUUCGAUUGAUGUAUGGGAUAUCUUUUCUUUAUGUAAAAUAUAAUAUAAUGUUAUCUUGUUUUAUUUCAAAAA